Molecule: messenger RNA, 459 nt
Organism: Pectinophora gossypiella (pink bollworm)
Lineage: Eukaryota; Metazoa; Arthropoda; Insecta; Lepidoptera; Gelechiidae
Product: histone H2A
Exons: 1
Coding region: 1-375 (124 amino acids)
Cellular component (GO): nucleosome
Molecular function (GO): DNA binding; structural constituent of chromatin; protein heterodimerization activity
Source: RefSeq, a predicted model, not a curated record
AUGUCCGGUCGCGGCAAAGGUGGUAAAGUAAAGGGCAAGGUCAAGUCCCGUUCCAACCGUGCCGGUCUACAGUUCCCCGUGGGUCGUAUUCACAGGCUGCUCCGCAAGGGAAAUUACGCCGAGCGCGUCGGUGCCGGUGCUCCGGUGUAUCUCGCCGCCGUGAUGGAAUACCUGGCCGCCGAAGUUCUCGAGUUGGCCGGUAACGCCGCACGCGACAACAAGAAGACCAGAAUCAUACCGAGACACUUGCAGCUGGCGAUCAGGAAUGACGAGGAGUUGAACAAGCUCCUGUCUGGCGUUACCAUCGCCCAGGGUGGUGUGCUGCCCAACAUCCAAGCGGUGCUCCUUCCCAAGAAGACCGAGAAGAAGGCUUAAGCGCGUCCGAACCAACCUCGAAGCGGCCCUCUCCCUCUCUCUAUCUACUACGACGACGACGAGGGGACGGGACCCCAACGUUAA